Messenger RNA from Coccinella septempunctata (seven-spotted ladybird), 789 nucleotides. RefSeq names its product U3 small nucleolar ribonucleoprotein protein IMP3. The record is from RefSeq and is a predicted model, not a curated record. The coding region runs from base 107 to 652 and encodes 181 amino acids. NCBI's taxonomy places the organism in Eukaryota, Metazoa, Arthropoda, Insecta, Coleoptera, Coccinellidae. Gene Ontology annotation, biological process: rRNA processing. Gene Ontology annotation, molecular function: rRNA binding; structural constituent of ribosome; snoRNA binding. The transcript is spliced from 5 exons. Gene Ontology annotation, cellular component: small ribosomal subunit; small-subunit processome; Mpp10 complex.
GUCAUAACCUCACCUAGGUUUUCAGGUUUUACUGUUUUCAAUUUUCACAUUCUUCAAUCUGUGGAGAUUUUAAUUGUUGCUGUAUCUAUACCGAUUUUGAGACGAAAUGGUCCGUAAAUUGAAAUAUCAUGAAAAGAAGCUUCUGAAGAAGGUUGAUUUCAUCGAUUGGUCAGUAGAUAACAAUUUACACGAAGUCAAGAUAUUAAAGAGAUAUCAUAUCCAGAAACGGGAAGACUAUACGACGUAUAACAAGUUGGCUAGAAACAUUCGGGACUUGGCAAGGAAGAUCAAGGAAAUGGAUCCAAAAAGUCCAUUGCGUACAGAAUGGAGCGCCAGCUUAAUUGAAAAAUUAUAUGUUAUGGGACUCAUUCCAACCAGAUGGGAUUUAAGCUUGGCAGAUAAAGUUACAGCAUCUUGUUUUUGUCGGAGAAGGUUACCAGUUGUGAUGGUGAGAAGUAAAAUGGCAGAGUCAAUAAAGGGGGCAGUAAAAUUGAUUGAACAGGGACAUGUUAGAAUAGGACCAGAACUAGUAAAAGAUCCAGCUCUCUUAGUUACGAGAACACUAGAGGACUUCAUUACUUGGGUUGAUGAAUCGAAGAUCAAAAAGCAUAUUGAGGAGUACAAUGGAUUGAGAGAUGACUUCGUUUUGUGAAUUCCCUGAUAUUGGAGAUAUCUGCAAGUAUACAACAAGUAUAAUUCAUCAGAGAAGAAAUACUUAUAUUGAGGCUGUAAAUAUAUGUACAUUAGUUAGGUUUACUCUUUUUAUAACAAUAAAUGAAUUCUGAUGAA